Molecule: messenger RNA, 1616 nt
Organism: Neocloeon triangulifer
Lineage: Eukaryota; Metazoa; Arthropoda; Insecta; Ephemeroptera; Baetidae
Exons: 6
Coding region: 160-765 (201 amino acids)
Source: RefSeq, a predicted model, not a curated record
GGCCCAAAUUAAGCGCCAAACUCUCCUUGUUCGAUUUUGCCUCUUUAAUUUUGUUGCAGACCUUCAAACAGAAUUUCUCAAGAUUAAUCUGUUUUCUGUAAUUUCUGCUGCAGUGCCGUCACCAUUCUGCCUCCUUUUGAAUCUCUAAAGGAUUGAAUAAUGAAUAAAGCUGGAAAAAUGGCAAAGAUGACAAAUCUUGCAGAAGAAUGGUUUGAUGCUGUUGAAAGGUUGACCCUUGCUGAUGGCAACGUUGAUGAUGAUUCUUCGCCGCCGAAAAAGAAGGCUCGUCUUUCACAAGAGCCAUCAUCUAGCAGUGAAAGAUCAGCUUUGAAAGAACAAAUUUUCGCAGUCUUGAAGGACGAGAUUAACCAGUUUUAUGAAAUCUUCUGUGCUAAUGUCCUGAAGACAGAAGAAGAAAGAUGCCUCAUUUUGGAAACCUCUCAAACUCUUGUGCAGAAAUUGGAGAGAGACAGACGUGAGGCUCGCCAGCAGUACCUGACUCAGAUGCAAUCUCUUAUCAAGCAGGUGAAUUUUGUGGCUGAAGUUGAAAAGCAGUUCUCCACGAUUGACUCCAGUCUUGCUGAAGCUCAAAUUCAGGACCAAUUUCAGGUCUUCCUCAAAGGGCUUUCAAAUGCAAUUGAAGCAUGUCGCCGUUGCAAGAAAGAAAAGACUGAUUACAUUCAGACAAUGACUGAGAAGAUUAAAUUCUUGGAAAAGAUCAUUGAAGAGGAGGAAACUGAGCAAGACAUAAUUUCCAAAAGCUAAGUGAUGAAAGCUGUUCUUCCUAAAAUUAUAAAUCUGGUGUAAUUCUUAUUUAUCCACAAUGCCAAAUAUUGCAGGAAUUCUUAAAACUUAAGUUCUUUAAAAUUUUACGUUUUUAAAGGUAUCGGCUCUAAAGAGAAGACACAUUAGAAAAUUUGAUUUGGUUUUGAUCUGAGAUCAUAAAACUCUUAAUCUUUUCUUUGCCUGGCUUUGGAGGAAGCUCAUAAUGUAAAAUGCAUAUUUACCUAUUUACUUUGAACUCACUAAUUUUGUUUCUAUGUAUGGUCUGUGAAUUAUUAAAUAAACUCGGAAGAUUGAAAAAAAGUCUAUUUAAUGACUUCCUUAGAAAUUAAAAUAUGAAUAGUUGGUAUCUCACGCACCACGACUAAUGCGUCCAGCCCUUCUAACUUAGGAUCCCACUGUUCUUCAACUCUGAAAAAUUAAUAUUGCAAGAUAUAAACUAUUUUAAUUUUUUAUACAUUAUUAAAUUUUUUAUCUUACUUUUCAUAGCAAAUUUUAUUUUGCUGGUGCAGUUGCAAAGCACAGCGCUUCCUCAUGAUCUCGGCACAAGCGACAGCCUUUUCUGCCGAAGGACCAGAUCCGCUCCAAAUGAUGCAUUUUUCCGAACCGUCAUUGAAUGCUUUCAGAGCAAAUUGAAGGAUGGUACCUAUUUUUGUUCGUGGGCUCAGUUUCAUCCACAAAAAUUGCUCUGGGAGAUUUUCUAUUGGAAUUUUGUUACGGGCUAAAACUUCCUCUCGAUUUACUCCUUUUGAGUAGUGCUUCAUCAUUUUGAUGCCUAUGCAAAUAUAUUAAAUGUUAUUAUUAGCUUUUUUGGUUAAGAGAUCAUUAAAUCU